AUGGAAAAUCAAGUGGCCAAAUUUGAAGAUGGCGAGUCAGAAUGGGCGAUCGAUAAAAUCCUGUCUCACUCCAGAACCCGCAGUGACGCCCAGUUUGAAAUACUCUGGAAAACUGGAGAUGUUACUUGGUUACCCUAUGAACAGAUAGCUGAGUUGGAUGCACUAAAGGAUUAUUUUAGCUUACGCAGGGUCAAUAAUGUUUCAGAUCUUCGGGAAGGGAGUGGGGGUCAUUCUGUAGAAGAACCCCAGGUGUUGUUAGGGCACCUCUCAUUUGACGUCAACAUGUAUAAAACCCACAUCGACAAACCUCCCUCAUCAUUUCCCCCAUUCACUCCUUCCACUAUGUUCGGCCUCAUUAUAUCACCUCGCAUCCUCCUCAUCACAGCUAUCAUGGUACCACUACUCACUUGUGUCAGCAACUGUCACUUCAUCCUUCCCCAUGUGCUCGCAGAGGGAGAUUUGAUGGUUGUAAUUGACCUCCUCCACGUGUACCUCAAAUACAAUGCUCAUUUAAGGGCUGGCACUGCUGUGGAUCGUGCUAUGCCCACAGGGUAUGGAGAGUUUGCCCUGGCGUUCAACACCAUGCAAUCUCUUGCCUCUGGUACCUCACGAUUCACAGAGGAAAGGACCCACAGCCCUGAAAUCACUGGCCCAUCACCAUCCUUCACCGACUUAGUCAGGGACAACAUACCUGCAGAGCCCAACAAUCACCCUACUCCUCAGCUUCCUGAGGGCAGACACUGGAUUAACCCCCAGCACAUCAAACUCCUAGAAGAAGUGUUGUGGCAGAACCUUGAGACUACCAAGAGAAAGCAUGAGUGGUGCGAGUGCGCUAUCACCAAGCGAAAGGGCAAAUGUACCCAUCCAAGCUUCAGCUCUGGGGACAAGUAUAACAAAUACCUAAGGUUUAAAAGUCCAGUUGUGCAACCAGUCAAAGACCAGCAGACCAAACUGUACCGCAACUUUUUAAGACCAAAUUUUUGGUUUUGGUUUCCCUUUAUUUGA
Suillus paluster is the source of this 1005-nucleotide messenger RNA. RefSeq lists its product as uncharacterized. The record is from RefSeq and is a predicted model, not a curated record. Lineage: Eukaryota; Fungi; Basidiomycota; Agaricomycetes; Boletales; Suillaceae. The transcript has a single exon. The coding region runs from base 1 to 1005 and encodes 334 amino acids.